GGACUGCCCGCGGCGCGGGGGAAAGUUGAGUUGGGAGAAGUUGGGAGCGGCGGGGGCGCGCCCCGGGGUGGGCACGGGGAAGUCGUCGGGAGCGCGAGAGGGCACCGGAGGACUUGGACAGACCCCGAGACCCCCGGGGCACGAAAUCCUGAGCAAGCGGGUUAUGCCUCCACCUUGUUGCCCUGAAAGCCGCAGCGACAGUGAAAAGGGCUAAGAUUUGGCCAUGAGCAGCGGUCGGCGCCCCGCCUCAGGGGCAGAUUCUUUCCACACAGUGCCAGAGCCAGAGAGUGUGGGCCCUGGGACACCUGGGUUCCCAGAACAGGAGGAAGAUGAACUUCACCGCACCCUGGGAGUUGAACGGUUUGAAGAGAUCCUCCAGGAGGCUGGGUCCAGAGGAGGGGAGGAGCCAGGCCGAAGCUAUGGAGAGGAAGACUUUGAGUACCAUCGCCAGUCCUCCCACCACAUCCACCACCCACUGUCCACUCAUCUGCCUCCGGAUGCCCGCCGCCGCAAGACCCCCCAGGGCCCUGGACGGAAGCCUCGAAGGCGCCCUGGAGCCUCCCCAACUGGGGAAACCCCCACCAUUGAGGAGGGGGAGGAAGAUGAGGAUGAGGCCAGUGAGGCUGAGGGGGCCCGGACACUCACUCAGCCAUCUCCUGCCUCCACACCCUCCUCUGUACAGUUCUUUCUCCAAGAGGAUGAAGGCACUGACCGGAAGGUAGAGAGGACCAGUCCAUCUCCCCCUGCACAACUGCCACACCAGGAGGCAGCUCCCCGGGCUACCAAAGGGGCCCAAACUGGAACACUGGUGGAGGAGGUGGUACCAGUGGCCAGUGGCACAGCUGGAGGUGACGAUGGGGGUGCCUCGGGGCGCCCUCUGACCAAAGCUCAGCCUGGGCAUCGCAGCUACAACCUUCAGGAGAGAAGACGCAUUGGGAGUAUGACCGGGGCAGAGCAAGCACUGCUGCCCCGUGUCCCCACUGAUGAAAGUGAGGCCCAGACGCUAGCCACGGCUGACCUUGACCUCAUGAAGAGUCACAGGUUUGAGGAUGUUCCUGGGGUGCGACGGCAUUUGGUACGGAAGAACGCCAAAGGGUCUGUGCAGAGUGUGCGGGAAGGGCGAGAGCCCGGCCCCACGCCUCGGGCCCGACCCCGGGCCCCCCACAAGCCCCAUGAGGUGUUUGUGGAGUUGAAUGAGUUGCUGCUGGACAAAAACCAGGAGCCUCAGUGGCGGGAGACAGCCCGUUGGAUCAAAUUUGAGGAGGACGUGGAGGAGGAGACCGAGCGCUGGGGGAAGCCCCAUGUGGCCUCGCUCUCCUUUCGCAGUCUCCUGGAGCUCCGCCGGACCCUGGCCCAUGGAGCUGUGCUCUUGGAUCUGGACCAGCAGACCCUGCCUGGGGUGGCCCACCAAGUAGUAGAGCAGAUGGUCAUCUCCGACCAGAUCAAGGCCGAGGACAGGGCCAAUGUGCUGCGGGCCCUUCUGUUGAAACACAGCCACCCGAGUGAUGAGAAGGACUUCUCCUUCCCCCGUAACAUCUCAGCUGGCUCCUUGGGCUCCCUGCUAGGGCAUCACCAUCCCCAGGGGGCUGAGAGUGACCCACACGUCACUGAGCCUCUCAUUGGUGGUGUUCCUGAGACCCGGCUGGAGGUGGAUCGAGAGCGUGAGCUGCCACCUCCAGCCCCACCAGCUGGCAUCACUCGUUCCAAGUCUAAGCAUGAGCUAAAGCUGCUGGAGAAGAUCCCUGAGAAUGCCGAGGCUACCGUGGUCCUCGUGGGCUGUGUGGAGUUCCUCUCCCGCCCCACCAUGGCCUUCGUGCGGCUGCGAGAGGCUGUAGAACUGGAUGCAGUGUUGGAGGUGCCUGUGCCCGUGCGUUUCCUCUUUCUGCUGCUGGGCCCCAGCAGCGCCAACAUGGACUACCACGAGAUUGGCCGCUCUAUCUCCACCCUCAUGUCCGACAAGCAAUUCCAUGAGGCAGCCUAUCUGGCAGAUGAACGGGAUGACCUGCUGACUGCCAUCAAUGCCUUCCUGGACUGCAGUGUGGUGCUCCCCCCCUCGGAAGUACAGGGCGAGGAACUCCUACGUUCUGUCGCUCACUUCCAGCGCCAGAUGCUCAAGAAACGGGAAGAGCAGGGCCGGCUGCUGCCCCCAGGAUCUGGGCUGGAGCCCAAGUCUGCCCAAGAUAAGGCACUCCUGCAGAUGGUGGAGGUGGUAGGUGCAGCUGAAGAUGAUCCCCUUCGUCGGACGGGCCGGCCCUUCGGGGGCCUGAUCCGUGAUGUGAAGCGUCGCUAUCCCCACUACCUGAGUGACUUCCGAGAUGCACUUGACCCCCAGUGUCUGGCUGCCGUCAUCUUCAUCUAUUUUGCUGCUCUGUCUCCUGCCAUCACCUUUGGGGGGCUGCUGGGAGAGAAGACGCAGGAUCUGAUAGGCGUGUCAGAGCUGAUCAUGUCCACAGCGCUCCAGGGUGUGAUCUUCUGUCUGCUGGGGGCUCAGCCAUUAUUGGUGAUUGGCUUCUCAGGCCCCCUGCUGGUCUUUGAGGAAGCCUUCUUCUCGUUCUGUAGUAGCAACCAGCUGGAGUACCUGGUGGGCCGCGUGUGGAUUGGCUUCUGGCUGGUGCUCUUGGCCCUGCUCAUGGUGGCCCUGGAGGGGAGCUUCCUGGUCCGCUUUGUCUCCCGCUUCACCCAGGAGAUCUUCGCCUUCCUUAUCUCCCUCAUUUUCAUCUACGAGACCUUCUACAAGCUGGUCAAGAUCUUCCAGGAGCAUCCCCUCCACGGCUGUUCAGUCUCCAAUAGCUCAGAGGCAGACAGCGACAAUACAACAUGGGCCAGAGCAACAACCACGCUGGGACCAGGCAAUGGGAGCUUGGCUGGGCAGUCUGGGCAAGGGAGACCCCGGGGCCAGCCCAACACAGCCCUGCUGUCACUGGUGCUCAUGGCUGGCACCUUCUUCAUCGCCUUCUUCCUACGCAAAUUUAAGAAUAGCCGGUUCUUCCCCGGCCGGAUACGGCGGGUGAUUGGGGACUUUGGGGUGCCCAUCGCAAUCCUCAUCAUGGUGCUUGUGGAUUACAGUAUUGAGGACACCUACACCCAGAAGCUGAGUGUGCCCAGUGGAUUCUCAGUGACAGCUCCAGAAAAGCGGGGCUGGGUCAUCAACCCCCUGGGGGAGAAGAGUCCCUUCCCUGUGUGGAUGAUGAUUGCCAGCCUGCUGCCUGCCGUCCUGGUCUUCAUCCUCAUCUUCAUGGAGACGCAGAUCACCACGCUGAUCAUCUCUAAGAAGGAGCGAAUGCUGCAGAAGGGCUCUGGCUUCCACCUGGACCUGCUGCUCAUCGUAGCCAUGGGCGGCAUCUGUGCCCUCUUUGGCCUGCCCUGGUUGGCUGCUGCCACUGUCCGCUCUGUCACUCAUGCCAACGCACUCACUGUCAUGAGCAAGGCUGUGGCGCCAGGGGACAAGCCCAAGAUUCAGGAGGUCAAAGAACAGCGGGUUACAGGCCUGCUGGUGGCCCUGCUUGUGGGCCUUUCCAUGGUUAUCGGGGAUCUGCUCCGGCAGAUCCCCCUGGCUGUGCUCUUUGGAAUUUUCCUGUACAUGGGAGUCACUUCCCUUAAUGGGAUCCAGUUCUAUGAACGGUUGCACCUGCUGCUCAUGCCACCCAAACACCAUCCAGACGUCACCUACGUCAAAAAGGUUCGGACCCUGCGAAUGCACCUGUUCACAGCUCUGCAGCUGCUCUGCCUGGCCCUGCUCUGGGCUGUUAUGUCCACAUCUGCCUCCCUGGCCUUCCCCUUCAUCCUCAUCCUCACAGUACCACUGCGCAUGGUGGUGCUCACCCGUAUCUUCACCGAGCGAGAGAUGAAAUAUCUGGACGCUAAUGAGGCGGAGCCAGUGUUUGAUGAGCGCGAGGGUGUGGAUGAAUACAAUGAGAUGCCCAUGCCUGUGUAGCUGCUGCCCAGGGACUGAAUGAUGGACAGAGGGAAUGGGCUGGUGGGAUGGGUUUCCCCUCCCCCUCCCAGUUUUUAUUUAAGUGAAUAAUUUAAAGUCCCCUUCUCCCCACCCCUGCAGUAAAGUGCUUCGGCCCCCACCUA
Messenger RNA from Marmota monax (woodchuck), 4077 nucleotides. RefSeq names its product solute carrier family 4 member 2 (gene Slc4a2). Gene Ontology annotation, cellular component: basolateral plasma membrane; plasma membrane; apical plasma membrane. Gene Ontology annotation, biological process: regulation of intracellular pH; bicarbonate transport; transmembrane transport. The record is from RefSeq and is a predicted model, not a curated record. NCBI's taxonomy places the organism in Eukaryota, Metazoa, Chordata, Mammalia, Rodentia, Sciuridae. The coding region runs from base 224 to 3934 and encodes 1236 amino acids. Gene Ontology annotation, molecular function: monoatomic anion transmembrane transporter activity; solute:inorganic anion antiporter activity. The transcript has 23 exons.